UUGGAAACAUUAUUCAAACCUCACUUCCAUGACAACACAAGUUUCCCCAUUCUACUCAGUAGUUCUAGCUUACACGAGCCAUUUCCGAAUGUUGUCGCUUACCUGCAUACAUUCUGCAUGUUGAUGGUGGACUGUGGAUGACUCGUUAUAUGACGUAGCAAAUGAUCUUUCGAACAUCUUAAUGAGAGAUAAUUGGUAUAAUUAGAACUAAUUUUGCGAGGAUUUGAAGAAGGAAGAUGCUGAUCAAACUAUGCGCAUAGCUGUUGGACAAGACUGUCUUUAGUCUGUCCAAUUGGCAGCGAAUGAGUUCACGUGAAAAACAUUGUUCACCUGGUAGCGUGUUAUGAGUGAGGAUAGCAGUGCAGACAGCACAAAUCAAGCCGAAAGCAGUAGCAAAGGUAACGCGAAAGGACUCAAAGUACCAGAAACAAACCAAAGCCAGAUCUCGAACAUCCUCGGCCAGUAUGGCUACGAAAUAGGAAAAGUAAUAGGCCAGGGCUCUUACGCCGUCGUUCGAAAGGCGUACUCAAAGAAGAAAUCGAAAGACGUCGCAAUUAAGAUUAUUACGAAAAAAGGCACCGAGGAUUUCCUCACCAAAUUCCUUCCGCGAGAAAUUCGAGUGUUAAAAAAGAUUCGCCACGUCAACGUCAUCAGCUUGAUAGAGGUGAUCGAGACCAACACUCGCAUAUACAUUAUAACAAACAUAGCCGAAAACGGCGACCUACUUGAGUACAUACGUAACAAGGGUGCUUUGCCAGAACCGGAAGUAAAACAUAUGUUCCGGCAAAUCAUAGAAGGAAUCGACUACUGCCAUUCGUAUGAUAUAGUUCAUCGUGACUUGAAGUGCGAAAAUCUGCUCAUCGAUGCUUCAAAGUCUAUUAUCAUCUCAGACUUUGGUUUUGCUCGCGAUGGGAUGACUACAGUCACUGGAAAGAAGAAGCUAAGUCACACGUUCUGUGGUUCUUACGCGUAUGCACCGCCUGAAAUUUUGAAAGGAAUCGCUUACGAUCCAACAAUGGCAGACGUGUGGAGUUUGGGCGUGAUUCUGUACACAAUGCUCUGUGGUCGACUACCGUUCGACGACUCCAACUUAAAGUUGCUUUUGCAACAAGUUCAUCGGAGGGUGGAAUUCUCGAGCAAAGUCAAACUCUCUGAUUGUGCUAAAGGCUUGAUAUAUAAGAUGCUGAAUUGGAACAUUGCAGACCGUAUUACGAUAAAAGGGGUCUUGACUCACCCAUUUCUGUCUAAUGAAGGCAGCUGCUCAAAAACAGAGGUAAAAGUUUCCCAAGAAGAACUUGGGGACAAUAGCGAAAAGAUUGCCUUGAAAGACGAAAAGACGCCUCCCAAAAAUGGCACAUGUGUCUGA
Messenger RNA from Xenia sp. Carnegie-2017, 1366 nucleotides. RefSeq names its product testis-specific serine/threonine-protein kinase 3-like. The transcript has 2 exons. Bases 344 to 1366 code for a protein of 340 amino acids. Gene Ontology annotation, molecular function: ATP binding; tau-protein kinase activity; protein serine/threonine kinase activity. The record is from RefSeq and is a predicted model, not a curated record. NCBI's taxonomy places the organism in Eukaryota, Metazoa, Cnidaria, Anthozoa, Malacalcyonacea, Xeniidae. Gene Ontology annotation, biological process: intracellular signal transduction; microtubule cytoskeleton organization; protein phosphorylation. Gene Ontology annotation, cellular component: cytoplasm.